AUGGACUGGAUACUGCUUAAAGCUGCAGCUGAAGGGGACACUAAUCUCUUUCAUCGUACCAAACUCCAUCAACCAGAUUUCGACAAGGUAACGCCACAGAAGAACAACGUUCUUCACAUUGCAGCUAAGAAUCAGAGGCCUAAAUUCGCUGCAGCCAUACUUGAUCUUUGCCCAUCCCUCCUCCUUGGAGUAAACUGCAAUGGAGACACCCCUCUCCACGUGGCAGCUAGAGUUGGUUCUUUAGAAGUUUCCAAACUUCUUGUCAAUACAGCUAAUCAAGCGACUUCUUCAGAUGUCGACACACGGAACCAGCUAUUGAGGUCUACUAACAAGCAGAACGACACAGCUUUAAAUCUUGCUAUUAAGCAAGGACAUGUCCAUGUAGCUAAGUUCCUUGUUGAAGAAGAUACAGGAUUGCUAGAUAUGGCCAAUAACGACCACAAUGAUGUAUUGUGUCCUUUGUACUUAGCUAUUGAAAGAGGGCUUUUCGACACUGCUGACCACAUUUUGGAAAUAUCUCCUUCGGUUUCCGGUAAAGGGCCUAAAGGUUUAAAUGCUUUGCACGCCGCUGUGGAGUCCGACAAUGUCACAACUGGUUUCUUGAGAAAAUUAAUGGGGAAAAGGCCGGAGAUGAUCAAAGAAGCUGAUUCUAUCGGAUGGACACCACUUCAUUACUCGGUAUGGCUAGGCAAAAUCAAGAUAACUCGACUCAUUCUCCGACAAGAUCACUCGGCUGCUUACAUAUCCGACAAGGAAGGACAAUGUCCGCUUCAUCUCGCUGCGUCUACUGGCCAAACUGAUGCCUACAGAGAGCUCGUUCGUAGCUGUCCUUAUGUCUGGGAACAAGUUGAUGCCAAAGGCAGAACAUCUCUCCACUCUGCAGUCAUCUCAAGACAGAAAAGAAUCAUUCACUGUGUUGUAGACAUGCCUGAUGAGGUUUCUCUUCAUCUGCUGAACGAAAGCGAUGCAGAUGGAAACACGCCUCUCCAUCUAUCUGUUGUCUACAAAUGCCACGCCAUUUUGCUUCUUCUCUUGCGUAACAAGCGAGUCGAUAAACAUGUUCUGAAUAGAAACCACUUCACCGCUGCUCAACUCUUUUACUCUCAAAAGCAAGAGAUUGGUUUCAAAGUGGCGAUGGUAUACUAUGCACUGCAAAUAUACUACAAACAACCAUCUAAGCGAGAGAACAUAGAGGCCAAGAGGAAGCAAGAGAAGAGAGAUCUUGAAGAAAGCAAUGCAAGAACUGAUUGUGCAAUGUACGAGGUUCAUCUUCUAGUCGCGGUUCUUGUCGCCACCGUGGCGUUUACUUCGGCGUUCCAACUACCGGGAGGUUACAAACCGGACGGCACACCUGCAUUGAUGGAAGAAGUAGCUUUCAAGUGUUUCUUGGUGUUUGACACAAUAGCUUUUUGCUGCUCUGUAACCACAGUCUAUUUCUUGUUCUACGCUUCGAGAGAUGGGUAUAGGGCACGCUCCACUUCUUUUGUCUACAUGUCUGCGAUGCUAAUGGUUGUGUCUCUGAUCGCAAUGGCGUCUGCGUUUGUAUCAGGGGUGUAUCUGAUUUCGUCCAAAUCGAGAGAAGUAGCCAUUGCACCUCUCUUGAUGGGUGGAUUCUUCCUCUUGCAUGGUUUCAUCUACUGGUUCCUUGAUCCUCGUGGCAGCUACCUCCUUGGCCUCGAACGACCUCGCCGCUUUUUCAGGAGACGCAAGAUGGACUGGAGAUUGCUUAAAGCUGCAGCUAAAGGGGACACUAAUCUCCUUCAUCUUACCGAAUUCCAUCAACCAGAUUUCGACAAGGUAACGCCACAGAAGAACAACGUUCUUCACAUCGCAGCCAAGCACCAGAGGCCUGAAUUCGCUGCUGCCAUACUUGAUCUUUGCCCAUCUCUCCUCCUUAGAGUUAACAGUACUGGAGACACACCUCUCCACGUGGCAGCUAGAGUAGGUUCUUUGGAAGUUUCUAAACUUCUUGUCAAUCCAGCUAAUCAAGCGACUUCAGAUGUCGAAAAUCGGUUAAUAGUCAACCAAGUUCAAAAUAUGACUCGGGAGCAAAUAUUGAGGACUACUAAUAAGCAGAACGAUACAGCUUUACAUGUGGCAUUAAAGCAUGGACAUGUCCAUGUAGCUAUGUUCCUUGUUGAAGAAGACACAGGAUUGCUAAAUAUGGCCAACAACAACCACAAUGUAUUGUGUCCUUUGUACUUGGCUAUUGAAAGAGGGCUUUUCGACAUUGCUGAUCACAUUUUGGACACAUCUCCUUCGGUUUCCGGUAAAGGGCCUAAAGGUUUAAAUGCUUUGCACGCCGCUGUGGAUUCCGACAAUGUCAGCACUGGUUUCUUGAGAAAAUUGAUGGAGAAAAGGCCGGAAAUGAUCAAAGAAGCCGACUCUAUCGGAUGGACACCACUUCAUUAUUCGGUAUGGCUAGGCAAAAUGGAGACAACUCGACUCAUUCUCCGACAAGAUAACUCGGCUGCUUAUGAAUCCGACAAGGAAGGACAAUGCCCGCUUCAUCUCGCGGCGUCUACUGGCCAAACUGAUGCCUACAUAGAGCUUGUUCGUAGCUGUCCUUAUAUAUGGGAACAAGUUGAUGGCAAAGGAAGAACAUCUCUCCACUCUGCAGUCAUAUCAAGACAAAAAGGAAUCAUUGACUGUGUUGUAGACAUGCCUGAUGAGGUUUCUUUUCAUCUGCUCAACGAAAGCGACGUAGAUGGAAACACGCCUCUCCAUCUAUCCGUUGUUUACAAAUGCCACGACAUUUUGCUGCUUCUUUUGCGUAACAAACGAGUCGAUAAACAUUUUGUGAAUCAAAACCACUUCACCGCUGCUCAGCUCUUUUACUCUCAGAAGCAAGAGAUUAGUUUCAUAGUGGCGAUGGUAUACUAUACGCUGCAAAGAUACUACAAACAACCAUCUCAGGGAGAGAGCAUAGACGCCAAGAACAAGCAAGAGAAGAGAGAUCUUGAAGAAAGCAAUGCAAGAAAUGACGGCGCAAUGUACGAAGUUCAUCUUCUAGUCGCGGUUCUUGUCGCAACUGUAGCGUUCGCGGCGGCGUUCCAACUACCUGGUGGUUACAAAACCGACGGUACACCUGCAUUGAUGGAAGAAGCCGCUUUCAAAUGUUUCUUGGUGUUUGACACAAUCGCCUUUUGCUUCUCUGUAACCACAGUCUACUUCUUGUUCUACGCUUCGAGAGAUGGGUAUCGCGUACGCUCCGUUUCUUUCGUCUACGUGACUGCGCUGUUAAUGGUUGCGUCUCUGAUCGCAAUGGCGUCUGCGUUCGUAUCAGGCAUGUACCUGAUUUCGUCCAAGUCUAGAUUAUUAGCCAUUGUACCUUUCUUGAUGGUUGGAUACUCCGUCUUGCAUGGUUUCAUUUACUGGUUCCUUGAUCCACGAGGUAGCCGCGUCCGUGGCCUGGGACGACCUCGCCGCUUUUUCAGGAGAAUAAUCUUUCGGAACUCACUGGCUCAUGAGCUGGUAUGUCACUGA
Messenger RNA from Microthlaspi erraticum, 3486 nucleotides. NCBI's taxonomy places the organism in Eukaryota, Viridiplantae, Streptophyta, Magnoliopsida, Brassicales, Brassicaceae. The record is from the annotation of a GenBank genome assembly.